UUGAAUUUGAAUUUUUUAUUUUUUGGAAAAACAAAAUUUAUUAUAAUUAUGGAUAUUGAUAAUGAAGAUGGUAAUCAAUUACAAUCAUCAUCAACAACAAUAUCAAUAAAUGGAACAAAUCGUCAUCAAUUUAGUAUAAAUGAAUUAUUAUCAAUGAUUGAUAUGAUAAAAAAAUGUGAAUUAAUAUGGAAUAAAAAUCAUCCAGAAUAUUCUCAUGGUUUAUCACGUGCUGUUGCAUUCGAACAGAUUGCACAACAAUUAUCAAUACCGGUUGAAGAUAUUCGUUGGAAAUGGCAAAUAUUACGUAAAGAAUAUUUUAAAAAAAUUUCACAAAGUCAUAAAGUAACAAUUAGUGGUCAAAAACCACGACCAUGGAAAUGGGCUGCACAGUUAUCAUUUUUGAAUACAGUCAUUGCACAAAAUAAUCAACUACAAUAUAACAGAUUGAAUCAUCAACAACAGCAACAAUUAUCUUUGAUAUCGAAACAACAACAACCGCAUCAUCAUAUGACAAGAUUAAAUCAAUUCAAAUCAAAUGCCAAUCAUAAUGGUAAUGGAUCAAUGUCAUUAUUAGCAUCAACACCUAAAUCAAUAACUAAUGGUAAAUUUAAUUAUCGUCAACAAAAUCAGCCAUCAAAAUCUAAUAAUAAUAAUAAUCAAAUUAAUCAACCGAUAUUAAAUUCGGAAGAAGAUUCAUCCAACGAACAAACAGACAAUUCAAUUGAAUUACAAUUGAAUACAAAUCAAUUUGAUAAUUGUAUUGCUAUUGAAUUAGAAGAUGAUGAUCAAAAUCAGCUACCUGAUAAUGAUAAUGAUGAUGAUGAUGAUAAUGAUGAUGAUGAAGAGAAUGAAUGCGAAAUAAAUGGUAAUAACGAUGCUGUUGAUGAUGAAGAUUUACCGAAAUUUUUCUGUGAAACUAUUUAUUCACCAGAACAUGAUGAAAAUGAAAAUGAAUCCAAUGAUGAAGAAUUAGAAUCAAAAUUUUCAUUAGUAACAACUAAUCAACAACCAACAUCAACAGUCAAAUCGAAUAUCAAAAGUCAAAUUAUUUAUGUCAAUAAUAAUAAUGAUAAAAAUAACAAACCACCAUCAUCCUCAUCAAUAACUAUUGAUAAUCGAAAACGUAAUCGUUCCGCUGUGAAUGAUACAGACAAUGAAAAUUCUGCAAAAAUUCCAAAAUUUAAUGGCGAUCAAUUAAUUUCCAGUGAACGAAUAGAUCUAUCAUCAAUAAUAUCAUUAUUAAAAACACAAAACGAAAUAUUAAUCAUAAGAAAUCGUCGUGAAGAAACAUUAUGGCGACAAUUAGCUGAUAAAGAUAAUCAAUUAAAUAAUCUAAAUCGUCAACUUCAAAAUGAACAACAAAAACAACAAGAAGAUACAUUUCGUACAUAUUUAUUAGCAAAAUUAUCAUUAUUACAGGAUAUACCAAGAACAUCAUCAAAAUGGACAAAAGAAUUUCAGACCAUAAUGGAUCAGGCAUUUGAUAAUGUUUAUAAAAAAUUUCAAUCACAACAACAUUAUAAUGAACAAAAAUCAAAAUUAUAAAUUUUUUUUUAUAAAUAAAUUCAUUUAAAAAUUA
Molecule: messenger RNA, 1579 nt
Organism: Dermatophagoides pteronyssinus (European house dust mite)
Lineage: Eukaryota; Metazoa; Arthropoda; Arachnida; Sarcoptiformes; Pyroglyphidae
Source: RefSeq, a predicted model, not a curated record